This is a messenger RNA of Meloidogyne enterolobii, 360 nucleotides long. The record is from the annotation of a GenBank genome assembly. NCBI's taxonomy places the organism in Eukaryota, Metazoa, Nematoda, Chromadorea, Rhabditida, Meloidogynidae.
AUGAAGGAUCACAUAUGUCGAUGGUUAAAUUGUGAUAGGAAUAUGCAGCCUUUUGAUCGUACAUCUGGUUUGCUAGAACAUACUUUAGUGCAUACUCAAGUAAAACCUUAUGUUUGCACGCAUGUUGAUGAUGGUGUUCAAUGUCUUAGUACCUUUGGUCUUAAGAAGAAUUAUAACAAACAUCAUCGGAAGUUCCAUCCUCAUUGCAAUAAAGAUUGUUGUAAACACAUAACCGAAGGACAUCAGCAACAAUUCGAUUACCCACCCCAUGGAGGACAACAAUUACCAACAAAUGUAGAACAUCAAGGAAAUGAGGAAGAUUAUUCUAAUGAAGAUUUAGACUUGACUUUGAGCCUUUAA